CAGAAAUGAAUAUGUAAAUAUUUCAGCGCAGUUUAGGUUCCCUUUUGCUCUCGGUGCAAUAGACGCGACGUAUAUAAGAUUAGCUAAUAAUCCCCAAGAAGAAGGUACAAGCUACAUUAAUAGAAAAGGAUUCCCUGGAGUUUCCCUUCAAGUGGUCUGUGACGCUUAUCGACGGAUACUGGACGCCAGCACUGGCUGGCCAUCGUCAAUGCAAGACUCUAGAAUAUUUAGGAAAAGUUUUAUCGGGCGACAUGUUGACAUGCUGCUUGCCGACACAGACUACAUUCUGUUGGCUGAUGGAGGUUACACGUUGCUGCCGCGUGUUAUGAUUCCUUAUCGAUUAGACCAUCCACUGGAACCGUUUGAGGUGGUGUACAACUAUAUGCAGCGACGUAGCCGCCAAGUAGUUGAGCGAUGCUUUGCUCUUCUCAAGUUGAAAUUUAGGAGACUUAAAGUUAUCGAUGUGCACAAUUUAGAGUACCUGUCGGAUAUAAUAAUAGCCUGCUGCUGUUUACACAACUUUGUACUUGAUGAACCAUUUUUCGAGCCAGUAAACAUGACCGAAUUUCUAAGGGACCACCCACUGGAGGAUGAAGAUCUAGAAGAUGAUGAUUAUAUAGGUUUUGAAUUGGAAAAUGAAGCUGAAAUUAGAAGAGAUGAACUUGCAGGUUAUUUUGUGCCUGUCUGA
Molecule: messenger RNA, 688 nt
Organism: Daphnia pulicaria
Lineage: Eukaryota; Metazoa; Arthropoda; Branchiopoda; Diplostraca; Daphniidae
Product: putative nuclease HARBI1
Exons: 3
Coding region: 209-688 (159 amino acids)
Source: RefSeq, a predicted model, not a curated record